GUCCAUAAACUAGUUCGCUGGGCCUACAAUGACUGAAAGAUACGAUCAGGAAGAAGAAAUAAUGAACGGAAAGUGUAAUGCGGCAUAUGAUUUGUCGCGCAAGAUGGCACCCUUUUUUGACAUCCAUAUUAUGCUUUUUAUCUUUAAUUGGCUAGAGAAGACAAACAUAUCCUAUUUUCAAAGAUGGAGAUAG
This is a messenger RNA of Blastocystis hominis, 193 nucleotides long. RefSeq lists its product as hypothetical. Bases 29 to 193 code for a protein of 54 amino acids. NCBI's taxonomy places the organism in Eukaryota, Bigyra, Opalinata, Blastocystidae. The transcript is spliced from 2 exons. The record is from RefSeq and is a predicted model, not a curated record.